ACGGCUGCCGAAGGGGCUACACCAGCAUAAACGUGGUGAGCGACCACGAGUGCCUUCGUGUGAGGCCCGGCAUGGAGAUUGCCGCCUCCCGGCUGGAGACCCGGCGAUUCGCCGCCAUGAUGGGCGCCACCACGGAGUGGAACAAGAUCGAGGGCUUCACCUACAACCCCCUGACGAACCAGGCGUACAUGGCGUCGUCGCAGAUCAGAUACGGUAUGGAAGACAACAGGAGGAUGGGGAGGAGGAACGAUAGGUACGACGAGGGAGGAAGCAAUGACAUUCGCUUGCCGUACAAUCCUUGCGGAUGUGUUUACGAGAUGGACCUUGACGCCAACUGGUUCCUUACGAGAAUGGAUGCCCUUAUCUGCGGGAGUCCCGGCAGCUCGAUUCCUGGCAACGAGUGCUCCACUAGGGGUUUGGCCAAUCCAGACAACCUGGCCAUGAUCCCUGAGCACAACGGCCUCAUCAUCGGAGAGGACACAUCAAAACACGAGAACGACGUCAUAUGGUACUACGACCUGGAAACGCGCGACCUCCAGAGGAUAGUAUCGACCCCCUACGGCUCCGAGACCACAAGCCCCUACUACUACCCCGACAUCAACGGCUGGUCCUACAUCAUGGCCGUCAUACAGCACCCGUACGGGGAAUCGGACCAGGACAAGAUACAGGAACCGGACAACACCGGCCGAGACGCCUACUUCGGGUACAUCGGCCCCUUGCCCGCAGUGGGGAGCAACGUCAGGUCGCAGUCGGCGCUCGUGCCUGGGCUGGCCCCCGCGCCUGCGCCAGAGCCACCC
Messenger RNA from Ostreobium quekettii, 797 nucleotides. Lineage: Eukaryota; Viridiplantae; Chlorophyta; Ulvophyceae; Bryopsidales; Ostreobiaceae. The record is from the annotation of a GenBank genome assembly.